Molecule: messenger RNA, 1190 nt
Organism: Maniola jurtina (meadow brown)
Lineage: Eukaryota; Metazoa; Arthropoda; Insecta; Lepidoptera; Nymphalidae
Gene: EMRE
Product: essential MCU regulator, mitochondrial
Exons: 1
Coding region: 104-370 (88 amino acids)
Biological process (GO): mitochondrial calcium ion homeostasis; calcium import into the mitochondrion
Cellular component (GO): mitochondrial inner membrane; uniplex complex
Source: RefSeq, a predicted model, not a curated record
CUUGUCAAUUCCACCGAUCAUUUGACAUUUCUGGAAAGUUUAAUUUGGUGGAAUUUCAGAAAAUUUUGUGCUGCUAAAAAUAAUUUUGUUUUAUAACUAAAAAAUGGCUAUUUCUAGACUGACGAGACUUGUAGUUCAAUCUAAACAUAUUGUCAAACAUGAGCCAGUAUUGUCACGAAGAACAGCAACCACUACUCCUACUGGCGCUAUACUUCCUGAACCAGAGAAAACACCCUUUGGCCUCCUUGGUAUCGUUUGUGCUGUCGUCCCUGGACUAUUGAUUGGAGCUGCGAUCAGUAAAAAUAUUGCCAACUUCUUAGAAGAAAAUGAACUCUUUGUGCCAUCUGAUGACGACGAUGACGAUGAUUAAAACACUCAUCAAUUAUUUGUUUUAAGCAAAAUGUUAAAUUAUUCCUAGGUUUAAUAAUACUUAAUUUAUAAAUAGUGGAGUUUAUGCAGGUACGCCAAUGAAUCAACUUGGAUUUGUUAUUAAAGAGUUUAUUUUGUGUACAAAAACCACAUUGCAAUAUAGUGACUUUGUGCUUGCACUUAAAAACAUAAUAUUAACAUAAUUGUUAAUCAAACAUUUUAAAUUGGUAAAGAGCUAUUAGUUGUAUUUACACCAUAGAUAUAAGUAGUUAUUUAUCUACAUUCAGUAAUGUACACUCAUUUGGAAAUUAAUCACAUUAUCUUUUAUCAUAAAAUUCAUAUUUUUAUCAUAGAGUAACUCAUUUCACAAUUCUGCUAAGCUAGUCAAUGUUACUCUCAAAACUUUAGUUAUUACACCCAGUUAGUUUCCAACUAUGCUGAGCCAAGUGUUUCAGAAAAAUCUGCUUAAGAUAUUUUGAUAUUAAAACUUUUAUUCAAACCUCUCUAACUGUUCUUUUUGUGGAGACCCAACUUACGGCCGAUCUAUCUCUAAUCUGUCUAUAAUUUUACUUAUUUUAACAACGUUGUUUGUCAAAAAUUAUAUGAGUUUUCCUGACAAAUAACAAUGUUAUUAACUUAUCAAUGGAUUCCAGAUGGAUUAAUAUCAUAUUAUUAUCAGCCAUUUUGAUCAGUUUUACCAUAGAGAUGAUCCAGCAAAGCACCUGGCCAAGCAUAGUGGGAAACCAACCUUAUGUUGAGAAAUCUCAAUAAACUUGUGCUUGUUAGAAAGUGUGGUGAAUAAAUAUAUUCAGAAAAUGGCA